CCCAAGUAGAGACAGAACUCGUGGCUCUAUUAGUAAAAUUAAAAAUAAAUCUAUGUAAAGCUACAAACUCUGGCCUUGAUCUUAGCCAACUUAUGGAUUUUCUCAUAUCAUCAUCGGUUCCAAGACUAAGCUAACAUCGUGCGUCAUGUACGCCACACUUGGUUGCCUGUCACUCACCACGGUCCCCUCAGAACCCCAGCUCUGGUUACCCCACUACGUUUCCAGAAGCUCCUCCGCCAGUUGGCAUUCAACUCUCCCCCAACAAGCUUACUUGUAUUAACAAAUUUGCCUAAUCUACACAAUGCCGUCCGAUCUAGAAGCUCUGCUUGAUAUGGGCUUCGACAAGGAGCGCGCAGAAAUCGCCGUCAAGAAGAGCGGCGGACUGCAAGGAGCCUUACAAUGGCUGGAGGAUAACCAGGAUAAGCCUCUGGAUGAGAUCACGGCCGCCGAGGCGGAAGCCGCAGCAGACGAUGACGAUGAGGCCGCGACAAAAGCGAAAAUUGCAGAGCUCGAAUCAGGUCAAGCCAAGUCUUUAGUGUGUAACGACUGUGGCAAGCUAUUCAAGAAUGAAGCCAUGGCAAGCUUCCACGCUUCCAAAACCGAGCACACCGACUUCUCCGAGUCAACAGAGGAGAUUGCGCCACUGACUGAAGAAGAAAAGAAGGCAAAGCUUGAGGAACUCCGAGAACGACUCAAAACCAAGCGCGAUGCCCAAGCCAUCGCAGAUAAGGAAACGGCUCGUCAAAACGAGAAAAUUCGAAUGAAGUCCACCAAAGAAACACAAGAAUUAAAGGAAGAGCUACAACGCAAAGAACAAAUUAAGGAAGCCCAGAAAAAGAAGCAAGAAAAGCUUGACGAUAUGGAAGCAAAACGACGCAUCAAGGAAAAGAUUGAAGCCGACAAAGCCGAACGGCGACGAAAGGCAGAGGAGGCCAAGGCUGCUCGCGAGGGCAAAGUGUUGGAGCAACAGGCUCCAGCAGCUGCUGCUGCCCCUCCUAAACCAAAGGCAAAUCACUCUGAAGCCCGUCUAAGACUACAAACAGAUUCGGGUAACAUUCUCAAAACACUACCGGCCGACACGACCUUGUUUGAAGUUGCCCAAAUUGUCCAGACCGAAACUGGAAAGCCUGUGACCAGCUUUGCUACAACGUUCCCCCGCAAGGUAUUCCAGGGAGACAUGGACAUGUCCAAGACUUUGAAGGAAGCUGGUAUGGUUCCAUCAUCAGUCUUGAUUGUUAAAUAACGAACAUAUGGGUUUCCAUGAUUGUACGGCGUAUAUUGGGUGUCAAGGUGUUGUAAUGGCAUACCAGAGGUGUUGAUAGACCAGAAAGGUUGUUGCAAAUGGCCAGUGAAGUGGCCCGGGGGCGUUGAGGCGCCUGGGCGUUGUUGCGGUUGUUGUUAGAGUUACACAUACAUUCACGAUUGGAAAAUCACAUAGUUCAUGGUGAAGGCUCUUUGUUUC
Messenger RNA from [Torrubiella] hemipterigena, 1462 nucleotides. The record is from the annotation of a GenBank genome assembly. NCBI's taxonomy places the organism in Eukaryota, Fungi, Ascomycota, Sordariomycetes, Hypocreales, Clavicipitaceae.